AUGUCGUCCAGUUCAUAUUAUCUUUACAGAAGAGAUGAUUCUACUCCUACCCCAGCUUGUCCAACUCAAAACGAUUACGAUGGUCGUGAUAAUUUGAGAAUUUUAGCUGUGUUUAUGUUAUUAAUAUCUUCUUCAAUUGGUGUCUUUUUCCCAAUUCUAGCUUCUAGAUAUUCAUUUAUAAGAAUUCCCCCUAUCUUUUUCUUUAUUGCCAAAUUUUUUGGUUCAGGUGUUAUUGUUGCCACAGCAUUUAUUCAUUUAUUACAACCUGCAUACGAUGAAUUAAAUGAUCCAUGUUUAGGUGGUGUUUGGCAAGAAUAUCCAUGGGCAUUUGGUAUAUGUCUAAUGGCAUUAUUCUUAAUUUUCUUUUCAGAAUUAAUGGCCCAUUAUUUCAUUGAAAGGAAUGAAAGAAAGAAUGGUGGUAAAGUACCAGAUCCCCAUGCUAGUCAUUUCCGUAAUCCAGAAUUUCGUGGUCACAAGCAUGGUGCUGAUAAUGAAAGUGGUGAAAUGAUGGAGAAGGAAGAUCAAGUUGGCAGUCCUAGUGACGAUCUAGAGAGUCAAGAAAAUGAUAGCAUAGUGGAACGUGAUGCUGGUGCAUCGGAUGAAUAUCGUUUCUAUAAUGAAGAAGAAGAUGUUAAACGUGGCGAUCGUGAAAACGUCCACUCAGUAGCGGAUGGCAAGAACGAGAAUCUUGUAUUUAGCGAACAUAAUGUAGAAGUUAGUGAAGAUAGUGAAGACAGUGAUGGUUUAUUCGCGGCAGAAAGAAAACCUGAAGAUGUUAGUAAUUCUGAAUAUGUUAGGGAAUUAGUGAGUGUUAUGAUCUUGGAAAGUGGUAUUAUUGCACACUCUAUCUUCAUUGGUCUAUCAUUAUCAGUUGCAGGUAAAGAAUUCGAUACAUUAUUUGUUGUUUUGAUUUUCCACCAAAUGUUCGAAGGUUUAGGUUUGGGUACCAGAGUUGCCGAAGUUGAAUGGCCAUAUUCGAAGAGAUAUACUCCAUGGAUCUUGGGGGCUUGCUUCGGUGUGACAACACCUAUCUCUGCAGCCAUUGGUAUUGGUGUGAGACAUUCAUGGGUUCCAGGUUCCAGAUCAGCAUUGAUUGUCAAUGGUAUCUUUGAUUCCAUCAGUGCUGGUAUUUUAAUCUAUACCGGUCUAGUUGAAUUAAUGGCACACGAAUUUUUGUAUGCUAAUAAUUUCGAAGGUAAGAAUAGUCUAAAGAAAUUAUUACUAGCGUAUUUUGUGAUGUGUUGCGGUUGUGGUCUAAUGGCGUUGUUAGGUAAAUGGGCUUAG
Molecule: messenger RNA, 1284 nt
Organism: Henningerozyma blattae CBS 6284
Lineage: Eukaryota; Fungi; Ascomycota; Saccharomycetes; Saccharomycetales; Saccharomycetaceae
Exons: 1
Coding region: 1-1284 (427 amino acids)
Biological process (GO): zinc ion import across plasma membrane
Cellular component (GO): plasma membrane
Molecular function (GO): low-affinity zinc ion transmembrane transporter activity
Source: RefSeq, a predicted model, not a curated record